AUUCCGCUAGACUUUGUUGCUGGAAAAAGUAAACAAUUAGCGAAAUAAAACAAAGUAAAGCUGGAUAAUCUAAUUAUAUUCAUUUCUUAAGUAAUGGACAGCCAAGCACCAAUUGAUGAUCUAUUAUUGGACAUUGUGGACAAUGCUUGGCGCAUGGAAGUGUUGCCAUUUGAUCAGAUACUAGUGCCCAUUGAAAAGUUACCCGAUCCCGAAGCGGAUGGUGGUGAUUCACACCUUACUUUGAGCGAACAGGAACAAAAGUGGACGGAUUUGGCAUUGGGCUCAUUGGCACCGGACGCUGCUUUAAUCGAUCAACUCAACAUCACAGCUAUCUAACCAAGGACGAGCAGCCCACGUGUCAGUAGCACAUCUCCCACGCUACUGA
Molecule: messenger RNA, 385 nt
Organism: Drosophila nasuta
Lineage: Eukaryota; Metazoa; Arthropoda; Insecta; Diptera; Drosophilidae
Product: anaphase-promoting complex subunit 13
Exons: 3
Coding region: 94-336 (80 amino acids)
Biological process (GO): protein K11-linked ubiquitination
Cellular component (GO): anaphase-promoting complex
Source: RefSeq, a predicted model, not a curated record